AUGGGCAAGCGUCCGCGCCCGCCCAAGGAGGCGACGUCCAGGGCUAAGGCCAAAGCCUCCCCGAAGGUCAGUGCACUGCCGGGGCCGCCGCAGCCGGCGGGCCUGAUGGAUGAUGGCGACGCCGCCAUCAAUGCCAAGUACCUAUCUGUGAUCGAUGAGCACGUCCAGCGGAUCCUCAGCCACCCUUUGUUCGAAGGUAUUCGGGCGUUCGACCCGCUGCAGAUGGGCGCCGACACUGACCGCCACAACGCCGUCGGGAUGCGCAAGCCCAUUGAGAUUGGUGACGCGGUCAAUGCCAUGACUGGGGGCUCAGGCUCUGGAGCGGUCUCUGGCGGAGGCAACAUCUUCUGGGUGAUGUUCAAUUUCCAAGCCAACCCUGGGGUCCCGAUCAGCCUCAAGAAAGUGACCGAGCUGAGCGAGUACCACUACGCUCUUGGCGAGCGCCCGGGGCCUCCGUGCCUGCCCAUUCACGCGUUCCUCUCUGCCAACAUCUCGGAGGAUACCCUCAAGGCCACGCUGGCUGCCGGGGAGCUGAAGCUGACCACGCCGCCGGAGUCCAUCCACGCGUGGGAGUUGAAGCAGUGGUUGGAAUACGCGCUCUCCGCGGAGUUCACUUUCGCCAAGCUGGAGUCCACGGGCGAUGCCCAUUUCUCCGCCGUGCGCUUGCGUGAGAACUUGAGUGUCCACAAGCGGCUCAUGGGCCGCGCCGCCCUCGGUCGCAUCCUCGAGGUGUCGAGCUUCAAGUCUCGGAAGGAGAAGCUCUCGGGGCCGAUGAGUUCCAAGGCAAUCGAGAUAGAGUACAAACAGCAUUGCAACAUCAAAGAUCCCGAGGAGCAGGUCACGGCCAACUUUGUGGACAACGCCCUCUCCAUCGUCAAGCGCAUGCUCUCGAUCAGCGGAGUCAUGACCAUUCUGUCGGAAGCCGAGGACACCUGCGAGGCAACAGCCUUCGACAGCGUGAGCAAGCUGCACGCCAUCGUGUCGAAGGUUGAGGUGUGCUGCUUCAAGCACACGGUGAAGACCUACCUCACUUCCACUUGGUUGGACAACUCGGACCUGCCAUCUCACGUCAAGGAAUCCUUUCGCACGUCCCUCUCUGAUCACGCCACGUACCGCGCCAGCAACGGGUUCCCCGAUGAGGAGGUGGACUUAUCUUGGGAAGCGUCCUUUUCAACUGCUGCUGAUUCUUUCUAUGGCAUCUUCGAGGCGCUCAUCUACAGCGACGCCUACGAUGAGGGGGUGAUCAAGCCUGCGAUUCGGGCCAAGAAGGCCGUGUCGGAUAUGUUGACCUCGCCAGGCCUUAAGGAGCUCAUGAACGAGGCGGCGGAGGAUCUCCAGAAUGAGGCCAAGGGUGAUGGCUGCGGGAACGGCGACGACGAGGACGGCGGCGAUCUUCUAGACAUGGGCGAGGCGGAUGAGGUCCAGCUUUCCAUAGCAAUGGGCCCAGGUGCGACGGCGAACGAGGGCACCAUUCAGACCCCUGUCAAAAAGCAGUCCAUCAAUCCCCGCCUUCUGUUGAACCCUCACAUGGCGCCGGAGACCGUGGAGCUGCUGAAGCCGUGCGACUCCGAGACGCUGGGCAGCGUCGAGAAG
This is a messenger RNA of Prorocentrum cordatum, 1593 nucleotides long. The record is from the annotation of a GenBank genome assembly. NCBI's taxonomy places the organism in Eukaryota, Dinophyceae, Prorocentrales, Prorocentraceae.